Ochotona princeps (American pika) is the source of this 2023-nucleotide messenger RNA. RefSeq names its product ADP ribosylation factor like GTPase 4C (gene ARL4C). Lineage: Eukaryota; Metazoa; Chordata; Mammalia; Lagomorpha; Ochotonidae. The transcript has a single exon. Gene Ontology annotation, cellular component: cytoplasm. Bases 1 to 579 code for a protein of 192 amino acids. Gene Ontology annotation, biological process: endocytic recycling; intracellular protein transport. The record is from RefSeq and is a predicted model, not a curated record. Gene Ontology annotation, molecular function: GTPase activity; GTP binding.
AUGGGCAACAUCUCCUCCAACAUCUCGGCCUUCCAGUCGCUGCACAUCGUCAUGCUGGGCUUAGACUCGGCCGGCAAGACCACGGUGCUGUACCGGCUCAAGUUCAACGAGUUUGUGAACACGGUGCCCACCAUCGGCUUCAACACCGAGAAGAUCAAGCUGAGCAACGGCACUGCCAAGGGCAUAAGCUGCCACUUCUGGGACGUGGGCGGCCAGGAGAAGCUGCGGCCGCUGUGGAAGUCCUACAGCCGCUGCACGGACGGCAUCAUCUACGUGGUGGACUCGGUGGACGUGGACCGGCUGGAGGAAGCCAAGACCGAGCUGCACAAGGUGACCAAGUUCGCGGAGAACCAGGGCACGCCGCUGCUGGUCAUCGCCAACAAGCAGGACCUGCCCAAGUCGCUGCCGGUAGCUGAGAUCGAGAAGCAGCUGGCGCUGCACGAGCUCAUCCCGGCCACCACCUACCACGUCCAGCCGGCCUGCGCCAUCAUCGGCGAGGGCCUCACCGAGGGCAUGGACAAGCUCUACGAGAUGAUCCUCAAACGCAGGAAGUCCCUGAAGCAGAAGAAGAAGCGGUAACGCGCGUCCGGCGCCCCAGGGUCCCGGAACGCAUGGGCUUGGGUGCCUGGGUGCAGGGGGCGGAGGAGGACUCGAGCCCGCGGACAAAGACAGCGAACCAAAGCGACGCCUCAGGCUCCUGUCCGCGUCGGCGCCCGGAUGCGGGGUUGCUGCGGACUUAGGCCGGGCGUGAGGGCUGACCUGCCGCUACCCCUCCCCACCCCGGCGCAGGGGACCUUUUGUCUGAACGCCCUCCAGGGCUGCGGAUGGGGUGGGAGCGGAGGAGUUGGGGUUGGGGGAACUCUGCUGCGCACCCGCCCAGGUGGCAGGUUCCCGAGUCACGGAGACAAAGCGAUUUUCCCCCACUCCUGAGAGGGCUGCCCCGCCCCCACUGCGGGGAUGGCACCUGUGAGCCACCUGAGGUAUGCAGCUCCAGUCCCCACCCUCCGCCCUCCCCCGACCCUGGGGGCACCCAUCUUGGAGCAGGUUAUCAGUAGCUGCAGUGGGGAGGACUCCUUGGGGGACGCCCAGCCCUUGGCCUUCAGGGGCUGUGGAAGCUGAGUCAUUUUAUGUCACAGGGCAGGUCCCUGUUGGCAAUUUCGUUUGUCCUGCUCUGGGCUCCGGGGCGGCGAGGGGGUGGGAUGGAGGGUGGGUGGGGCCGACGGAGGACUUCCUGGGACAAUGCAACCACUCCAGGCCCCCUACCCCGGCGCCGGGCUGGCCCGGCCAGGGCUGGGCUCGGGCAAUGGAGAAGGCCCUCUGUCCUCACUGCUUUGCGGUGGGUACAGAAGCCAGAGGGGACAAACUGCAUUUGAGCGUGGCAUCGGACAUCUUCCGGAUGCUUUGGACCCUGUCAGUAUGAGGUCGUUAUCCCACAAAAGAGACCAAUAAAAAUUAAUGGAAAAAAAAUCAAAGAAACCCACAAGCUGUUGAAGGUGGUGGCGAAUGAUGCUGUGACGUGUGCCUGACAGGUAAAGGUGGUUCAGGGUGAGGCUGAUGGGGGUGUGUGUGUGUGGCUGGCUGCAGGGACCUCCCCUGCGCUGUGUGAUGGGCAGAAUUAGCCAGAUCCACCCGUGUGGAAUUUCAGAUUCUCUGAGCCUGCUGCCCGGUGUGGACUGGCUCACCAGCUGGAAAUGUGUGCUGAAUGGCAAAAUGCGAUUUUGGUUUUUUCUUUUUCUUGCUGUUGUAAUCCCAACCACGUGAUAAUGGGUUUUCAGACAUGUUGAAGGAAACAAGAAGAAAGAAAAAAAAAAGCCUUUAGCCUUUACAAGUAUUCCGUGCCCUAGAACCUUAGGGAAAAAAGGAAAGGGAAAAAACAAGCCAACUGCUCUGCCCACUUCCAAGCCUUGACGCUGCAAGCAGCAACACGUCCUGGUAUCUGAUUUGGUUCCCCAUGGCCGCUCUCUGGCUGCAGGGUCUUAUUCAGAGUUGCCUCGUUGGAGCAUUUGACGUCAUGCAUCGCCCC